UGUGCAUACAUGCAUGCAGUAACGUCACUUGAGUGGGUUUAUGACAGCCUGUAUCAUGAUCUUCGUGCACCAGAUCAGAAUGACUUCGCAAGAUGUUCCUCUUACGAAAUUUCCAACAAAUUACCUAUAAAAAGGUAAUGAACUUUACUUCGAAAGUUGGUAGCUCCAAAUGUGCUUCAUCAGGGAGAUGACUAUGUAUUCUGGAUAUAUAAUCUGUAUUAGAAGCUUGAUAUUUGUUCGAUACGUAGAAGCCGGGAGGUGAGCUGAAAUCCAGCGAUGUAUAUGUAUAUCCGUGGCCGAGGCUCCGGCUGUGCCCUGGGUCUGCAACUGCCCUGCUCCCGUAGCUCUUCGGGCAUCAGUGAUGGGCAAGGUGGUUGUGAAAGAUGGAAGAUUUUUGGAAAGAUUUCUCUUCGAGAUGGAAGUGUACCUCAAGUGGAUAUGGAACGUACCACUGUUAGGAAUGGGAGGAAGGUGAAGGAUGUCGUAGAAGCUUCAAUCACGGGUCUAGAGUCUGCUGUCUGGUUCAAGGCCUUGUUGAUCGAUACAGUGUGCUUAAAUCUUGAGACAAAAUGCAUCCAAUGGACCAAUUGUAACAUCACAGAGUGUAAAGAGAGGAGACAGAGUCAUACACCUUAUCACCCAUGUAAACAUUCUCAUGAAUGGUAUUUGGAACAACAGAAGGACAACAUGACUGCCGGGAGAGACCUUGAGAAAGGUCUAGAGAUAGCCAGGAGUAUCCUCAACGGAAGCAACGAUAACGAGCAUCAGAAUGUGCUGCUUCUGCUUCAUGUCUACAUACUACCUAUCAUCAGACUUCAUGCCAGUGAUAGGAAACAUGUCAGUUCAGCCUUGGUGGACCAGAUUCAAGUUCUUUCAGACCUGGAUAUUGCUAUAGACAAGAUGACAAAUGAAAGACACGACAUCAAAAAGACUAUGAAGGACUGGAGACAAGAUAUCUGCAGUGAGCUGAAAGAUGAAAAGGCCAUAGCAAACUGCAAUGUACAAUUCUUGAAGCUUUUGACCCAACAUCUUCAUGACGAUCUCAGGAAUGCUUAUGUAGAGUUGGAUAGUUGUCAGGAGACAGUAGACCAAUGCAAGGGAAGUCUUACCAAGAAGAGAGGGAGUCAAUAUAUCAGUGAUCUUGUGGAAGCUCGUAAAUCUCGAGACAGGGUGGCAGACUACAUCAACAAGUCACUGUUUGUAAUGGAGGAAGUGAAUCUGAUCCUCAGUAUUAAAACUAUACCAGCGAGUAAUGAGUUAUCCGACCAGCAUCGAGCAUACAUCCGUAUCCAAGAUGAAUGCAAGAGACACAGCAAAGAGCUCCAUGAUCUACAGAGAAAAAAGCUUUUAGCAACAAGCGUGCGAGAAGCCCUGGUGUCAACCGAGAGUGAAUUGAAGCAGGGAAGAGAGACAACAGGAAUAGAUAUCUCAUCAGAUGGUCUUAUACGAUCUACAGAUGUUCUUGGACCAAGCAAGCUCCCAGAGGCUUGGCAGACACUCCCUAGUAAAGUAUCUGAGGCUUUGGAGAAGAACAAGACAUUGAAUGAUCUCCAUCAUGAUUUCAGUAAAGAAAUAGUGAAUCAGUGUCGUGAAGAGAUCAAAGGUCAACCAACCAUCAAGAGAUUCAGACAGAAACUUGAUGUCAGUAACUCAUGGAAGAAGCUAGCCAAGAAGCACAGUGGAGUUAGCAUCAAUCAUGAAAGUGAUAAGAUGAGGAGGAAUACACGACAUAGUCUCAUUGAGAAGAGACCAACGGCUCACUACCAAGCUGUUACUCAGAGACUCAAGACAGAUGUCAAUAUGCAUUUCCAAGAGGUAACAACAAGGUUAGCAAGUCAUCUGAAUCUACCAUUUUACUACAGCCGAGCUGAUCUUUGGACAUGCUAUGAGAGGGCCUUCUUUCCUGGCAAGAUCUCAGAGUUCCUGAAGAUCUAUGUGUAUGCCUAUCAGGCUGAGAUAGCAGAUCUUCAGAAGAUCCUGCCUACCUCCAACCUUCAAGACAUGCAACUAGACGAUGAAUGGAUUCUCAACAUCCUCGGACUCUAUGCUCCUAUUUUCAACAUCCAUGAUGACAUUGAGAUCGGUGAGGAUGUCACAGAACAGGUCAUAGAACCUGAGAAGCAGUCUGAGAAGCAGGAUCAUGAUGACAGACUAACAGACAUUGCAUCAGUGUCAGGGUUGGGUGACUUUGUCAAACACAGACUUCAUAUAGACGAAGACAUUCGAGGGAGGUUAGAAUCGGGGGUGGAUGUUGAUCUCCCCGAGGAGAGAUUACGACGCCAUGCAAGCCCUCAUAGGCAAGGUGAAUCGAGGCAAUCAUGGCGUAACACACAGAUCAUAGACUGUAAGUGGGUGACGGUGCCGAUCAACAUUGAAAGUGCGCAGUCGGAACCCUGUAUCGUCCAGAAGCAGUUGAGGCAAAAGAGUGUGAAGCUCAGAGACCAUGAGAUAGCAGCAAGACAUGCCUCGCUACCUGAAAUCAAGCAAUUGAAACAUAUAGCCGUUGAACAGUACUCCCCGCAUAGCCUAUUCCUAAAUAAGGUAUUGGACAAACCACAUCCUCUGCUCAAGAAAGAGUCUAGCCACUUAGACGAUCACAUUGGUGAUGAUUCGGGUGUAUUCAAUGAUCACCAUGACGAUGACAGACACAGUCAGAAAGGUGAUCAUAAUUCCAAUCUCAAUAGAACAGAUAGCUCAAGGACUGCUAUGAGCGUGGAAUCCAAUGUAUCACAACCUCUCAGUGCAUCUGAUCUAUGUAGCUCCAACCCAUCAAUGGACGCAUCCACCUUCCCGCAGGUAGUAAUAUCCUCAGACGCUGCGUCAGACGUUGAGAAGAUGUCAAUCACAUCUAGCAGCCAUGAUCCUGUCAAUGACAUGGAUGUGAACAUCAUGAUCCAAGGAGUGGAUGGAGAGAUCAAACUAGACAGAGAGCUCUCAAGACGAUGCAGGGAGAAGCCAGCUAUCUCAGAGUUCUUGAAACGCUUCAGCCAGGCCUAUCACUACUUCAGAGUGGUCUUAGAGGAGAGUGUUCCAUGCUCCAAGCUUCAAUGGUUGCUUCGAUGUCUCAAGGAAGUCAACUCUGUGGCUGAGAAACAAGCAUCUCUUAUAUCAUGUGGUAAGCAGCGCAUGUUGAGUGGUGAUGACCUGCUUACAUCUCUGAUUCUCUUCCUGAUACAUGGUGACCCUGGAGAGGUCACGGCUUUCUACCCACAACUCCGAUUCUUAGAGGAUUUCCUUCCUGACUUCCUGGACAAAGGAGAGAUUGGAUUUGCCGUCAUACAGUUUGAAUCUGCAUACUCCUACAUUCUGAGAGUGGAGAGGAAAAAGAGAGAGAGUGCUCAGUAAACAUAACUCUCUAAUGAGUAGUGCCGUUUCCAAGCCUCGCUCAAUGAAAAGUUAUUCAACAUUGUAUCACAGCAGUUUAUCAUCAUACUCGGCAAAGCGCAGUGUAAAGGAAGAAGAGGAAAGCAGAGGAUUCGUUGGAUGUAAGGUUUGACCAAAGAAACAGACAAGUCCUUAAAGGCCCCCUGCACUACUUGUAGCUACUUGCGCCCUCUAUAUAACAAACAAUGCCUAAUCAGUGACCAUUGGUCCCCCAUUAUCCUCUCAGAUAAGCUUUAAGAGAGCUGUGCAAAGUUGCCUUUAAUAGGCAGAAUAGCCCGGAGAAAAUUUGUUGAUGGGGUUUCUCAUGAGUCAGGGACUUCCCUCUGUCAGUGGAUUCAAUUACAUAACUGCAUACUUUCAGUGCACACAGUAAAAUGAGAACCUUAUGUAACUUAUGAAACUUUGCAAUUUGCAAUUACAAGAACUAUUAUGAAUUGCAAAUAUUGUGUUUCAGUAAUUUUCAGCAUGAAGCGCUUGAAAUUUAGACUAUUUAUAAACUUGACAUGUGGCUCCAUUCAUGAGUAAGUUUCUGUUUGUACAGUAGUCGCUAUUUUACAGGUAUAACAAAUUUAACUAGUCAUUUUAUCUUACUGGAUAAUCAUUUAUUUGGCGUGGUAUAGUGACAAAAUAUAUACAUGAUGGAUUGGUUAUGAGGAAAUCAUUUUAUGGCAAACUUUUCAACUAAAGGACUUCUACCAUAUUGAUCAUUUACAUUGAACAAUGGGCCCUGUUCACUUUCACUUUCAAUUUACUCUUUUUAUCAAUAGGCAAUUGAGGCAAAUAUUAUGAAGUCCCUCAACCACUGACCAUAAAAACAAGAUCGUAAAUCAUUGUAUUAUUACAGAAACGGUAGUGAAAUAUCAUUGUUAUAUUUUCUUUUUCAUUAUCUAUCAACUUCUGUAUGGUAAAAUUAGUGAGUUUACCAAGUUGUGUAUUGCUUUAUAAUGUUGAAUGCUGUUUGAACCUCCAUAAGUUUUAUACAGUGACCAACUGGUUCAUGUAGGCAGCGGGUAAAUUUUCGUUUUGAUUUUGAUUUUUGAUCAUUUGCAAUUAUAUGAACCAAAGAAUGCUCCUUCUAGGAUAUCAUCCCAGUGCCUUUAGAUGAAAUUGGUAGAACACAGUAUCACUUUUAAGUGCCACCUGAAGAAGGUUAUUGCAGUUGCAUUAUGAACUCCCAUUAUUGAUACAUUUGCUGCUUCUCAUAGCAAAAAAGGGAAAUAUUUGACAUAACUUGCUGCUACAUGUGCAUGAAUAUCUUGUGCAAUGUAGUUAGUAAUAUCAUAGUACAGUAUUUUGUAUGAAUAUAUUUUUGCAGUAUAUUUUAAUAUUUUAUUGAUAAAAAGUACAUGUGUGCCUACCUGAAGUUCUAUAUUUGGGCUGUUUAGUGACCAUACUCAAGAAUAGGCACUAUGUUUGUACAUUUGGAAUAUUUCAUGGAAAAUUGGAAGUUGUAAAUUAUUUGUAUGGCAGGACUAAACUGAGAUGAUUACUAGUGGUCUAUCUAUAUUCAUGAAAGUGGUAUAACCAGGUUACAACCUGGGGUCCCAUUGCAUAAAACUUACCAUUGAUGGUAACAUUGCUAUCAUUAAUAAAUACCAUGGCGAUAUCACGCAACAGCCAAUCAAAUGAAGGCUUCCAUGGCAGUUACUAUAGAUGCCAAAGGUAUCAUCAAUGGUAUGUUUUGUGCAACAUGGUCCAGAUUGAGAUAAAAACUAAGUCAAUACUUUUGCCAGUCAUGAAUACAAAUUAUGAAUUAAACUUCGAACAAUAUCACAAACGAAAUGCCCAAAAUUAGUUUAUUCUAAGACUUUUGCUGUAUGCCUUUGGAAAUUAUGGUUCAGUGAGUUUUAUGGGCAUGGUGGUUAGUUCAUAUUCACUUGUGUGUGAUGCUAUGUAAAUUUCUUGUAAACUCUGA
Messenger RNA from Strongylocentrotus purpuratus (purple sea urchin), 5299 nucleotides. RefSeq lists its product as uncharacterized. Bases 277 to 3345 code for a protein of 1022 amino acids. Lineage: Eukaryota; Metazoa; Echinodermata; Echinoidea; Camarodonta; Strongylocentrotidae. The record is from RefSeq and is a predicted model, not a curated record. The transcript has 15 exons.